AGCAUCAGUCUCUGCUCCCAGUCUCCUCUCAUCCUUUGUGCCUUUCAUCCAAUCAGCGCUCAGAUUCGGCGUACUGACAGCUCAUUGGCUGGGAAGGAGGAAGACGCGAAGACAGAGAACUGGAUACUUUGCAGGCAACCUCUUCUGCGGCUAAUGACAUGAAUAUUUCCUUAUUUCGUUAAUAUAGUCAGAGUUAGUGCUGCAUAUCAUUUCCCAUUGGCUGUUCUUUGAAUAUUGUGUGUUUGUUUUGACUGUUUUGUGUUUGAAUGGACGUCUGCAAAUGAUGUCGGGCCUGUGGUGCCGCUCAGCCACUGAAUUGAGCCUCCCACGGUGCAACUGAGCUGUUGCGAGUCUGAAGGUGUUGCUGUCUGAAUGAUGAUUAAGCGAUGUCUGAUGUUGAGGUCACGUACGCCGACUUCAUCGCCUCUGGCAGGACAGGACGUAGGAAUGCUCUCCACGACAUCCUGCAGAGUCCUACGGACCCUGAAGGCCGAGAGCUGCCCCUUACCCUGUCCCUCUCCCAACUUCACAUCAAUGCAGGAGGCGGAGAUGCAAACGACGCUGAUGACAUCCAAAGCUCAUUCUCCUCGGCUCAAAGAGAGGCGGCGCAAAAGAACAGCUAACCUGCCGCAGUCACUCGCCGGUGAACAGAACAUUGCUGGAUUGAUUCCCGGCCUUGUUGGGUCCAAAGCCUCUCUUGACGCCUGGCAGGUAGCUGGAGGCUAACAGAAUAUUGAUGCAUUCGCAUUAUCAAUACUACUGAUGAGACUAGUUAGUAGCAAGUCACUCUAAAACCUAAAAUCCAGUGUGGAGGCAAUGAACUGGAAUAUGCGCUUUGCUCUCACACCUUCUGUGCACUACAACAACAGACUUCACAGCAAGUGCUUUAGAGUUCAAGUGAAAUGAGAGGAAGUUGUGUUUUUCUUCAUUGAAUGAAUUAAGUGCAGUGCUAAAACACUGAUUGGGGUGAAUGGAAAAGAGAGCCUCUGUUGCUUUUGUAGUUGUGCAAGCAAUUUGUGAGCCCACUGAGACGUGUUAAUGUAAUGGGUCGCAGUGGAGCUAGCAUGUGUAUAGAGGUAGUGAUGCUGAUGGGGAUUAUAUUGCUAGUUAAUGGCGUGUGCUUCCUUGAAAUUGACAAUACUGUUCUGAAAAUUGGACCAGAUGUAAGCAGGGCUGGAAACACCUAGAAUCUUGUCCACUGUUGCGUGACUAAAUUGGACUGUCAUAUCCUCUCAUUUAUGUGGUAAAUCUAGUUCGAAUCAUGUAACUAAAACUCAAACCAGUUCAAAUGUGAAUCGUCACUAGUGGAAUAUAUCACAUCACAAACAAAAGCCAAGCUAUCGUAUAUAAAACGGUUACAUUGACUUGUUCUUUUCAUUGUUUUUUUUU
This is a messenger RNA of Phycodurus eques (leafy seadragon), 1389 nucleotides long. RefSeq names its product cAMP-dependent protein kinase inhibitor alpha-like. NCBI's taxonomy places the organism in Eukaryota, Metazoa, Chordata, Actinopteri, Syngnathiformes, Syngnathidae. The record is from RefSeq and is a predicted model, not a curated record. The transcript has 3 exons. Gene Ontology annotation, biological process: negative regulation of cAMP-dependent protein kinase activity. Gene Ontology annotation, cellular component: nucleus; cytoplasm. The coding region runs from base 387 to 623 and encodes 78 amino acids. Gene Ontology annotation, molecular function: cAMP-dependent protein kinase inhibitor activity.